AUGGGUCAGAUGGAAGCUACAAUUGAGGAAAAUCCUACGUCUUGCAACUUUGCCCUCUUCAACGACGUGCAUUUCGGCCGUCAGGCACCGCACUCUCUGGCCCCGGUUGAUAUAUCUGAUAUUGAAGGUAAUUCUGGUAAUGCUGGUAAUGUCCCGAUCGUCACCCCAUGGGCACCAUUUCCCCGACUCCCUGCCGAACUGCGCCUGCACGUUUGGCUGUGGUGCCUCCGCCGCCACCGACUCCUCGAGGUAGACGUCUGCGCCGCUGACCACGAAGACGGGAGCACCUAUCCGGGCAACAAUAUCUCUCCCUCUCGGUAUUAUGCCCACCGAAAUCAUCGAGGCAGAAUAGUGAGCGGACGGGGUUAUACCUUGAGCAUCAGGGGCCGCGGGUGCUAUGCUUCAUCUCUCAGCCCGCUCCUCUGGGUCAAUUCCGAGGCGAGACAGGCCACGUUGAGCUUCUACCAGAUACACCUGCCCUUCCCCGGCAAGUACAAGGACCAGGUACUCUACCUAAACCCGGAAUAUGACGUCGUCCACGUCCGGCCUCGGAGAACCGAAAGGACUGAUGUCGACCACGGCCCUGCGAUAGGCACUCUGCUUGUGGACUUUCUCCACGAUGCGAAGGCGUACGACUACAAGGGCCAGGGGGUCGUCCACCUCGCGCUACACAGACACAUUAUAGACGGCGACCAUGAUACACCCUUGACACCAGCGCUGGUUCACCCAGCCGCGGCGAUGUCGUUUGCCGACAUUCUCCGCCGCAGUCUCCGUUCCGUCCUCUGCAUCACCUACUUCCGGUCGAGUUCGAGAGCUAUGGGUGAGUUCCCAGCAAAAGGCUGGCACUACCACUUCGCCCACACGUUCCCCCUCCGUCGACGAGGCCAUGGCACCGGCUCCUUCCACUGGCUCGACACCGACCCGCGGCCUGGCGUCGAGCUGGACCUCCGCCAGCUUCCACUAGAAGAUGACCCUCGUCCCCUCCCUGAAGCCUGGAAGCAACUGGAACACGCCUUCGGCAUCACAAAAGAGCAGCGCGAGGCCGACGACAGCAACGGUAGCGGCGAUGGGCUCCGCUUCUACAUCUGCCCUACCGUAAACUGGCCUUCUUGGUCGCAAAGGCGCCAUCACCCCAGCCUAGUGGAGGAGGGGUCAAGGGAAGAGCUGGCAGAGUACCUACGAUAUGAGGCCGACGAUUGGCUCAGGCAGCGCGAGUUCAUCUCACAAAGCACCCCUGAAUAUAUCAUUCCCAAGCACGGCUUAAUGAUAGACGCUGAGACAUCUGAGAUGAUGGAGAAGGCACCCUGUCUGGCCGUCGGAAUGUGGCUUUUCCCACCCGAAGCUUUCAAACAGCCCACCAUUCUCCGGCGAUCCUGCUUCGACGUCUCGGCCAUUCGCCCGGAUAUUGUUGGCCAUACCCCCCUUCCGUCAGACCCCAUCCGUCGGGCCCCCUCCUUCGUAUGA
This is a messenger RNA of Chaetomium globosum CBS 148.51, 1464 nucleotides long. RefSeq lists its product as uncharacterized. The record is from RefSeq and is a predicted model, not a curated record. The transcript is spliced from 3 exons. Lineage: Eukaryota; Fungi; Ascomycota; Sordariomycetes; Sordariales; Chaetomiaceae. The coding region runs from base 1 to 1464 and encodes 487 amino acids.